Molecule: messenger RNA, 1641 nt
Organism: Haliotis rufescens (red abalone)
Lineage: Eukaryota; Metazoa; Mollusca; Gastropoda; Lepetellida; Haliotidae
Product: lengsin-like
Exons: 4
Coding region: 1-1641 (546 amino acids)
Cellular component (GO): cytoplasm; membrane
Molecular function (GO): glutamine synthetase activity
Source: RefSeq, a predicted model, not a curated record
AUGUCUCACAUCAACAAGUACGACUAUGUCCGCUUCUCUGUUGCUGAUAUACACGGAAGAUCAAGAGGAAGAAUUGUUCCCGCAAGACAUGUAAAAAAAACCUUUGAGACCGGCAUCGGUUGCAACCUCUUUGCAGUUGUUUUUAACAACCAUGCCAUUACCUACCUCGCCGACACUGAUGCCCUCAAAACCCGAAUUAAAGAACAUCAAAGCUCAGUAGACAGAGCUGACUUCGAGUCAGCUCCAUCAGACCAUAUCUGUAACGACCCCAACAACAGCAUCCAGUGGGACAAAAUCAAAGCCCUCACAACCAGCCUCAAAAACUUCAAAAUCAGAAAAGUCCAAGACCUCAUCAACAUAAAAAAAAGACUCCAACCACCAAUCAACCGUGAUCAAGGAUGUUACAUCCUCCCUGCGUUGCAAGGCGUGUGGGUCAACGUUUUGUCUUUCAGUUCGGCAACGUCCGUGCUCACCGUGUAUGAAUCGUCAAUGCUUAACUCCAGCAGCAGGGGUUUUCUAUCAUUUGGCCUCCACAAAGAAGUCACCUGCCCAUCAGAGAACAUGGCAGAUUUUAGAGCACCCAAGGCCUACCUACGCCCUGAUAUCGAUACAUUGUAUAAUGUGUCUUGGUCGGGGCAGGAUGACAUCUUGGUGGCCGAAAUUAUCUGUGAGAGCUACUGGCUAAAGGAUGGAUCGGCACAGCUUGCAUGUCCCCGAUAUGUUGCUCGACAACAAUUGGAGAAAUUGACUAAUCAUGGCUUUAGCCUCUUUUCUGGAUACGAAGUUGAAUUUACACUGACACAAGCUGGCAGACCGUAUCUUCUUGAACCAGAUUACAUGCGUCACAGAUUAGUCAGCAAACAUGACGGUUUUCUAUUUUACCUUGAAAAACACAUGCACCAAGCAGGUGUCGACAUAGGCUCUUUCCAUUCUGAGUGGGGUGCAGGGUUGUUUGAGAUGGUACUCCAACCAUCGUAUGGCAUCAAAAGUGCUGAUUCAUGUAUUACCUUUAAGAACGGAAUUCUAGAAAUAGGGGAUAAGAAAGAUUAUUCAGUUUGUUUCAACCCCAUGCAAGGAUGUGGCGGAGUAGGAAUGCAUUUUAACCAUUCGCUAUGGUCUUCAUCAAGUGGCGUCAAUGUUUUCUACGAUCCUGACAGUGACCAUGGUCUCAGCACUUUGGGAAGACACUGGCUGGCUGGUCUCAUGAAACAUGCGAAGGCUCUGAGUGCAUUUUUCUGCCCGACCAUCAACUGUUACAAUCGCUUGCACAAACCCAAUCUUCCUGGACUGAUCUAUUGGAGCACCAAUAAACGUUCUGCGUGUGUGAAAGUCAAGUCUUUAGAAGCUGGCACUUAUCUGGAAAAUCGCAUUCCCAGUGGGAUGAGCAACCCCUACAUCACUCUGGCGGCAACCAUAGCUGCUGGUCUUGAUGGGAUUGAGAAGAAGCUGGAAUGUCCGCCUGUGGAUCAGUUCUCUUCUUCUAAAGCUCUUCCUCACACCCUUUCGGAGGCUAUAAAUCAUCUUCAGGUGGAUACGGAUAUGGUCCACAGUUUGGGAAAAGAAUUUAUUGAAUGGUUUGUAUGUACCCUGAACACGGACAUUGACGAUACUUCUGGCAUGGUAUGCUCUGGGAUCAAAUGA